This is a messenger RNA of Danio aesculapii, 1020 nucleotides long. Its product is annotated as gastrula zinc finger protein XlCGF8.2DB. Gene Ontology annotation, molecular function: DNA-binding transcription factor activity; RNA polymerase II cis-regulatory region sequence-specific DNA binding. The coding region runs from base 35 to 766 and encodes 243 amino acids. The transcript has 2 exons. Gene Ontology annotation, biological process: regulation of transcription by RNA polymerase II. The record is from RefSeq and is a predicted model, not a curated record. NCBI's taxonomy places the organism in Eukaryota, Metazoa, Chordata, Actinopteri, Cypriniformes, Danionidae.
GGGAAACCGGAGCACCUGGAGGAAACCCACGCGAAUGCAGGGAGAACAUGCAAACUCCACACAGAAACACCAACUGACCCAGCCGAGGCUCGAACCAGCAACCUUCUUACUACACACCGUCAUGUCUAAACCACAGGAGAACACAUGCGAAGAGAAGGCAAAUGCAUGUUUUACCUGCACUGAGUGUGGGAAGAGUCUGUCGUGCAAAAAGACUUUCAAGUAUCACAUGAUGAUACACACCGGCGAGAGUCCAUACACAUGCACUGAGUGCGGGAUGGGUUUCAAACAAUUACACAACCUUAAUCGACACAUGCGGAUCCACACCGGAGAGAGACCGUACAUGUGUACUCAGUGUGGGACGAGCUUCAGACAGUUAUACCUCCUUAAUCGACACAUGAUGAUCCACACUGGAGAGAGGCCGCACAAAUGUGAUGAAUGCGGCAAAACGUUUUUGAGUGCUGCGCAUCUGAAGGACCACCUUAGGGUUCAUACAAAGGAGAAGCCUUAUUCUUGUUCUGAGUGUGGGAAGAGCUUUACACGACAGACACAUUUAAGACGACACGAGAAGAUCCACACUGGAGUGAAAAAGUAUAAGUGCUUUGAGUGUAAUAAGGCUUUUAUAACAGGCGAAGACUUGAAAAGACACCUGAUGAUUCACACUGGAGAGAAGCCGUACAGCUGUACCGAGUGUGGGAGGAGUUUCAGAGGAGCACCACACCUGAAAAAACACAUGAAGAUCCACACUAGAGAGAAACGACCCAAAUGACACAUUUAGCAAAACAUUUCUGUUUGUGGGAGGUGUUUCAUAUCUGAACAUCAGAAAUCCUGGUAGAAGAGAUCACUGAAUGAGGGAGAUCUGGGUUUGUGUUUUCCUUGCUUGAUUUUAUGACUAAACAUUUCUCUGACAUGUUACUCUGCUAUUAUUUAAACCAGCUGAAGAUGAACUAAAUGUAUGUGUGUUCAGUUGUGCAUCAUGUGUGCAGCUUUAUAUUAUUAAAGGUUCCUUGAAGUGCUUUGGAA